This is a messenger RNA of Lemur catta (Ring-tailed lemur), 2018 nucleotides long. Its product is annotated as rho GTPase-activating protein 7-like. The coding region runs from base 465 to 2018 and encodes 517 amino acids. The record is from RefSeq and is a predicted model, not a curated record. NCBI's taxonomy places the organism in Eukaryota, Metazoa, Chordata, Mammalia, Primates, Lemuridae. The transcript is spliced from 5 exons.
AGGCUUUCUCACAUGCACACUCCUCAGAGGCAGGAAAUACUUUCCAGGCAAUCUGGGUCUGGUUGUGGAGGCCCCUUUCGCAAAACAUCAGUCUGAAUUUAGUAGACAGAAGUCACUAGGAACGCCUUGACAGGAUCCUGCUUUAGCUAAGGUUCCCUCCAGCUGCAGAGGGUGUUUUUCUUAGAAUCACACACUGCGUAAAACUGCUGAGAAUAGAGCCAUGAUCUCAACCACGAAAUGUGAACUUAGAUUUUGGAGAAACUAAGAGGGACGGACUUCUUUCCUAGCCUGAGUGUGGAACAGUGUCAUGCCUUGGCGUUUCAGCUCCUCGUUGUCUAGGUGGCGAAAUGACAAAACUCACUCCCUUCUUUGAUCCAUGAAUUUGAAAUAAUCUUUCAUCAAGUUCCAUCUCCUUUAGCCUCAUAUGGAAUGUAUCUCUCUGUCUGUUGUUAAACUAAGAUGACAUGUCUGUAGCUAUCAGAAAGAGAAGCUGGGAAGAACAUGUGACCCGAUGGAAGGGACAGCCUUUUAAUUCUGAUGAUUGUAACACAGCAUGUCAUCAUGGACUAGUAGCUGACAGCUUGCAGGCAAGUAUGGAAAAGGAUGCAACUCUAAAUGCGGACCUCAAAGAGAAGUGUGUUUCACUACCAGACUGCUGUCAUGGACCAGAGCUGAGAGAUUUUCCUGGCAGGCCAAUGGGUCGCAUUUCAAAGGAUGUGGAUGAAAAUGACAACAGUGAAGGUGAAGAGCAGUUUCUUUCCCUGGAAGCCAGCACAGAAACACUAGUGCAUGUUUCUGAUGAGGAUACUGAUUCUGAUUUAUACGUUACAGAUGAUAAACAGAUUUCAACUACUCAAGGGCAGAAAAUGUCAAGCCAACAUACAGUUGAAGGAGCAGGCUCCUUAGUGAAGACACUACCCAUCACGGAAAGUAACAAAGAUUCUCCUAACUCCUGGGGAGUGGCUGGUAAAGCUGAUUUAGCACUGGUAGAAGAAAGUGGGGAUAGAAAACUUGUUGACACUCUAAGUAAAAGCCUGGAGCUUUAUAAUGAUAUAAACUUAAGUGAAAUAAAAGAUGCACCCAAAGUAAAUGCGUUUGAUUCUUUGAAUGUGAAAGAUAUUGUGCCUGAGAAGCAAUUGCUUAAUUCUGCUGUAAUUGCUCAACAACGACGGAAACCUGAUUUCCCUAAAGAUGAGAAUGAAAGAAGCACCUGCAGUGUGGUACAAGAUGACUUCUUGGCUAUUUCUUGUACAGACAGAGGACAGUCAUUAUUGAAAGCAGAUUUUGGAAGCUGCCUUUUGCAGCCUUCUUCCUGCCUCAGUGGAAUGUCAGCUGCAAAUGGCCUGGAGAAGAGUGGUUUCUCAGAACAUCAAAACAAAAGUCUUCCUAAGGUCAAGGCAGAAGAUGACAUGCAGUGUUUACACUUACGGGAGACUCUGGCCACCCAGGAACCCACAGAUAACCAAGUCAGACUUCGCAAAAGAAAGGAAAUAAGAGAAGAUCGAGAUAGGGCGCGGCUGGACUCCAUGGUGCUGCUAAUUAUGAAACUGGACCAGCUGGAUCAGGACAUCGAGAACGCUCUCAGCACCAGCUCCUCCCCGUCAGGCACCCCGACCAACCUGCGGCGGCAUAUUCCUGAUCUGGAAUCAGGAUCUGAAAGUGGAGCAGAAACCAUUUCAGUAAAUCAGACACAAGUAAAUUUGUCUUCUAACACCGAGUCCACUGACCUACCAUCUUCCACCCCAGCAGCCAAUUCUGGAACCAAACCCAAGGCUACGACCAGCAUCCAAGCAUGGACCCAGGCGAGUUACUGGGUUACACAGGAAGCUGGAAGCAUCCAGAUAGCCCGGCUGCAGCAGAGCGUGGGGCGAGGGCGGCUCAUUGGUAAGCCUUUCCAGAUGUGGCCGCCGCGUGCGCUUGGCGGCGGGCCAGGAGGCGCCUGCAGUCGGCGCUGCCGGGGGCCGCAGUGCCAGCCGCAGUGCCGGCGUCCGGAGGGCGCGGGGCUGGCUCUCGGCUAG